UCGGGGCCGGGCCGGGGCCGCGCCGCCUGCGAUGCCGGGCGCCCGCCGCAGCCGCCGCCGCCGGAGCCCGGGAUGGGGCGAGAGGCUGCGGCGGACGCCAGCAUCUCCCCGCCGGGGGCCCCGGGGGCCGCGGAGCCGCCGCCGCCGCUGCUGCCGCCGCUGCUGAGACCCAGCGGGCGAUGGGGCCUGGCAAGGAGCUGUGAACGGUGACCUCUUGGCAGGAUGAAGAUGAGACGCUACAAGCUCUUUUUCAUGUUCUGUAUGGCCGGCCUGUGCCUCAUCUCCUUCCUGCACUUCUUUAAGACCCUGUCCUAUGUCACCUUCCCCCGAGAACUGGCCUCACUCAGCCCGAACCUCGUGUCCAGCUUCUUCUGGAACAAUGCCCCCGUCACGCCUCAGGCCAGCCCCGAGCCCGGUGGCCCGGACCUUCUUCGAACCCCCCUCUACUCCCACUCGCCCCUGCUCCAGCCCUUGUCCCCGAGCAAGGCCACUGAGGAACUCCACCGGGUGGACUUUGUGCUGCCCGAGGACACCACCGAGUAUUUCGUGCGCACCAAAGCGGGGGGCGUGUGCUUUAAGCCAGGUACCAAGAUGCUGGAUAAGCCACCAUCGGGCCGGCCGGGGGAGAAGCCCGAGGGGGCGUACAGCCCCACCACCCGGGACCCGCGGCGGCCUCCGCGGCACACGCUGAGCGCCCGGGAGCGCGCAAGCCGGCAGGGCGCGCGGCGCAAGUGGGUGGAGUGCGUGUGCCUGCCCGGCUGGCACGGGCCCAGCUGCGGGGUGCCCACGGUGGUGCAGUACUCCAACCUGCCCACCAAGGAGCGGCUGGUGCCCAGGGAGGUGCCGCGGCGCGUCAUCAACGCCAUCAACAUCAACCACGAGUUCGACCUGCUGGACGUGCGCUUCCACGAGCUGGGCGACGUGGUGGACGCCUUCGUGGUGUGCGAGUCCAACUUCACGGCCUACGGGGAGCCGCGGCCGCUCAAGUUCCGCGAGAUGCUGACCAACGGCACCUUCGAGUACAUCCGCCACAAGGUGCUCUACGUCUUCCUGGACCACUUCCCGCCCGGCGGCCGGCAGGACGGCUGGAUCGCCGACGACUACCUGCGCACCUUCCUGACGCAGGACGGCGUCUCGCGGCUGCGCAACCUGCGGCCCGACGACGUCUUCAUCAUCGACGACGCCGACGAGAUCCCGGCGCGCGACGGCGUGCUCUUCCUCAAGCUCUACGACGGCUGGACCGAGCCCUUCGCCUUCCACAUGCGCAAGUCGCUCUACGGCUUCUUCUGGAAGCAGCCGGGCACGCUGGAGGUGGUGUCGGGCUGCACGGUGGACAUGCUGCGGGUCGUGUACGGGCUGGACGGCAUCCGCCUGCGCCGCCGCCAGUACUACACCAUGCCCAACUUCCGCCAGUACGAGAACCGCACGGGCCACAUCCUGGUGCAGUGGUCGCUGGGCAGCCCGCUGCACUUCGCCGGCUGGCACUGCUCCUGGUGCUUCACGCCCGAGGGCAUCUACUUCAAGCUCGUGUCCGCCCAGAACGGCGACUUCCCCCGCUGGGGUGACUACGAGGACAAGCGCGACCUCAAUUACAUCCGGAGCUUGAUCCGCACCGGGGGCUGGUUCGACGGCACGCAGCAGGAGUACCCGCCCGCCGACCCCAGCGAGCACAUGUACGCCCCCAAGUACCUGCUCAAGAACUACGACCAGUUCCGCUACCUGCUCGACAACCCCUACCAGGAGCCCAGGAGCACGGCGGACGGCGGGCGGCGGGGCAAGGGCCCUGGCGAGGGAAGGCCACCCGCCGCCAGGGGCCAGUUGGACGUGGUCGAAGGCUAGGGCUGCGCGAUCUCGCGGGGUGGUGGCUCCCCGUGGCGUUCCGUUCCGUCUGCCCUCCUGCCAGCUCGGGGGCUUCUCGAGAGGACCAGGCGUGGGUCGGUGGGGAUCUUCCCUGUUCAAGCCCUUGUGCAUCAACAUCAGGUCUUUAAGCUCAAAAGAGAAAAAGAAAAAAAAAAAAAAAAUCCUGCCUGCCAGGAGAGGAGAGCUAGCCCAGCCAUCUAUGCAGCCCUGUUGCCGCCAAGA
Messenger RNA from Sciurus carolinensis (gray squirrel), 2082 nucleotides. It is a transcript of the gene Mgat3, whose product is annotated as beta-1,4-mannosyl-glycoprotein 4-beta-N-acetylglucosaminyltransferase. NCBI's taxonomy places the organism in Eukaryota, Metazoa, Chordata, Mammalia, Rodentia, Sciuridae. Gene Ontology annotation, biological process: protein N-linked glycosylation; N-acetylglucosamine metabolic process. Gene Ontology annotation, molecular function: beta-1,4-mannosylglycoprotein 4-beta-N-acetylglucosaminyltransferase activity. Bases 223 to 1839 code for a protein of 538 amino acids. The record is from RefSeq and is a predicted model, not a curated record. Gene Ontology annotation, cellular component: membrane. The transcript has 3 exons.